AUGUCGGCAGAGAGAAGCGCUUACUCACCAGGAGAUGUCACUGGCUUCACGUGUGCGCCACCACGCGCACCGGACCACUGCAGUUGGUCCUCCUGGUGCACGUGCGCGUGCUCGUGGUGGUCUGUGUCACGUCAGGUGGAAGCAGACUGCGAUGCUGUGAUGCGGACCUCGGCCCCUCCCUCCCGGUGGGACCGAGCGUGCGCAGUGUGUUCUCUCAGUGUGUGUCUCACGUGCACACUCCAAACAAACGCUGCUGCAGUGCACGAGCAAGCUGCUUGGCGGGAAGCGGCAGACCCUCCUCCGACUCCGACGUGCACCUGCAGCCUGGAUGAAGAUGAUGAAGAUGAUGAAGUUGGUACCGGAAGAGUCACAAAAAUGUUUGAUUUUGAGCGGACGUUUGACGAGAGAAGCGCGCUACGGUGGAUGCAGGACAACUGGAGCAAGUCAUUCGUGGUGUGCGGCAUCUACGCGGCGCUGGUCUUUGGGGGUCAGCGCUGGAUGAGGGAGCGUCCCAAGAUGAGCCUGCGUGUCCCGCUAGUGGUGUGGUCGCUCAGCCUCGCCAUCUUUAGCAUGUGGGGAACGUUCCGGACCGGAAGCUACAUGCUGCACAUCCUCGGAAGCGGCGGCAUGCAGCAGUCAGUGUGUGACAGCAGUUUCUAUAGCGCCCCCCUCACAAAGUUCUGGGCCUACGCCUUCGUCAUCAGCAAGGCCCCUGAGCUGGGUGACACACUCUUCAUCGUGUUGAGGAAGCAACGGCUGAUCUUCCUACACUGGUACCACCACAUCACCGUGCUGCUCUACUCCUUCUACUCCUACAAGGACCACGUGGCGGGAGGCGCCUGGUUCAUCACCAUCAACUACACAGUGCACUCCAUCAUGUAUGCCUACUAUGCGGCCAGGGCGGCCGGCCUGCGCGUGCCCCGCUCCUUCGCCAUGAUCAUCACGGCCGCUCAGACGGUGCAGAUGGCGGUGGGGCUGGCCGUGUUGGGCCUCGCCUACCGUUGGAUGCACGACCUACACUGUCCCACCCACGUGCACAACAUCGUUUGGGGGUCGCUCAUGUACCUCAGCUACUUGAUCCUCUUUGCAGUCUUCUUCUAUGACUCCUACCUCAGGGGAGGGGCAGAGCGGGCCAAGCGGGCAUAAACACUUUAAAGGAGAGGAGUCGCUGAGUGGGUGUGGCUCCAGCAGCCUGUCAAUCAGACCGUGUCAACAAUGUCGUCAUCAUCCCAUAUGACUUAUGUGGACAAAAUGUUCAUAAUUUGUAAGUGUCUUCACCCCUUUUUCCCCCUUUACUAAAUAAAGUCAGUCUGAUGAAGGCACUGAUGACGUCACUGGUGAUGU
Messenger RNA from Dunckerocampus dactyliophorus (ringed pipefish), 1344 nucleotides. RefSeq names its product elongation of very long chain fatty acids protein 6-like. Gene Ontology annotation, cellular component: endoplasmic reticulum membrane. Lineage: Eukaryota; Metazoa; Chordata; Actinopteri; Syngnathiformes; Syngnathidae. Gene Ontology annotation, biological process: very long-chain fatty acid biosynthetic process; fatty acid elongation, saturated fatty acid; sphingolipid biosynthetic process. The record is from RefSeq and is a predicted model, not a curated record. Bases 1 to 1146 code for a protein of 381 amino acids. Gene Ontology annotation, molecular function: fatty acid elongase activity. The transcript has 5 exons.